GCAAGAUGGCGCGGCCCACUGAUUGAACUUCGCGCGUGGUGCUGUGUCCACGACGCGGUAAUCAAACCGACCAUGGGUGAAUCUGAGCGAUCAGACGCAGAUUCACUGCGCAGCCGACUGAUGGCCGAGGACGCUUACAUGCUUCGCUUAAUCGACACGGUGCCUCCGAAGUACUACUUCGAUGCUGACACUGUGGAGGCAUUGACGGAAGAAGUCAACUCGAAAGUGGCGAGUCGGGUUCAAGGCUCGGGUGUCAAGAAGGCACACAAAAUGGCGCGGCUGGACCCAGGUCUUUUCCAGACUGUCAGCCAGCUACUGCAGGCCAGUGAACCGAAAACCAAGAAGCAACGGAAGGCCAAGGCUAGCCUGCACUCGGCUGCGCUGGAUCGUGCCAGUUCUCUGGAUGAGCUCCGACAGCGGCUCAGUCACAAGAUUGAGGCUCUCCGAGGUAAGAGGCCUGUGGGAGGUGAGCGCAAGGCCAACAAAAAGGCCGCCAAGCCAGCUGCCAAGCCGACCCAGAACAAGCGACACAAGCCAAGCCAAGACAGCCUACCUGCUGCUAGCAACAAGAAAGCGGGAAAGGCACCCCCGGCUGCUCCCGUCUUCAACCGCGACAGCCACAUCGUGUACAGUAAGUUUGAGCUGGCGGACUCGUUAGCUGGGACAGAUGCACGUCCCAAAGUUGAAAAGAAGAAGCUAGUCCGUCAGCUGGAGGUGAAGGCGGAAAAGAUGAAGAACCUUGAGGAGCGUGACCCAGAACGGGCAAAGGAAGCUCAGGAGAAGCAAAAGUGGCACCGGGCUCUGGACAGGGCAGAAGGAAUCAAGGUGAGGGACGACCCUGUGCUGCUGAAAGCAUCGCUGAAGCGGCAUGAGAAGCGGCGGCAGCAGAGUCGAAAGAAGUGGGAAUCGCGCACCGAGCACGUCAAGCAACGUCAGGAGGAGCGCCAGCAAAAACGUCGGGACAACAUCAAGGCACGCAAGCAGGCCAAGCUUCAGACGAAGAUGAAGCGGCUGAAAAAGAAGGGCCACAUCGUGCCAGGAUUCUGAGAAGAUAUCGACGUUUUGGGGGUGCACCAUAUUUUUCUAAAAACGACUGUCUUUACAAAACCACUA
Rhipicephalus sanguineus (brown dog tick) is the source of this 1113-nucleotide messenger RNA. Its product is annotated as surfeit locus protein 6. Gene Ontology annotation, cellular component: nucleolus. The transcript has 5 exons. Bases 73 to 1047 code for a protein of 324 amino acids. Gene Ontology annotation, biological process: ribosomal large subunit biogenesis; ribosomal small subunit biogenesis. Gene Ontology annotation, molecular function: RNA binding; DNA binding. The record is from RefSeq and is a predicted model, not a curated record. Lineage: Eukaryota; Metazoa; Arthropoda; Arachnida; Ixodida; Ixodidae.